Messenger RNA from Euleptes europaea (tarantolino), 776 nucleotides. It is a transcript of the gene PMM2, whose product is annotated as phosphomannomutase 2. The record is from RefSeq and is a predicted model, not a curated record. NCBI's taxonomy places the organism in Eukaryota, Metazoa, Chordata, Lepidosauria, Squamata, Sphaerodactylidae. The transcript has 8 exons. Gene Ontology annotation, biological process: protein N-linked glycosylation; mannose metabolic process; GDP-mannose biosynthetic process. Bases 1 to 762 code for a protein of 253 amino acids. Gene Ontology annotation, molecular function: phosphomannomutase activity. Gene Ontology annotation, cellular component: cytosol.
AUGGCGGGCGGCGAGGGGAGCCCGGACGGGGGCCGCGCCCUCUGCCUCUUCGACGUGGACGGCACCCUGACCGCGCCUCGCCAGAAAAUCACUCCAGAAAUGGCAGAUUUUCUACAGGCUUUGCGGAAGAAGGUGAAAAUGGGCGUCGUGGGCGGCUCAGACUUUGAAAAAAUCCAGGAGCAGCUUGGCGAAGAUGUGGUUGAAAAAUUUGACUACGUCUUCCCUGAAAACGGUUUGGUGGCCUACAAAGCAGGGAAACUGUUGAAGAAGCAGAGCAUUCAGGGCCAGCUGGGGGAAGAACUCCUGCAGGAGCUGAUCAAUUACUGCUUGAGCUACAUUGCGAAAAUCAAGCUGCCCAGGAAACGGGGCACUUUCAUCGAAUUCCGAAAUGGGAUGCUGAACGUGUCCCCCGUGGGCAGAAGCUGCAGCCAAGAGGAACGGAUAGAGUUCAAUGAACUUGAUAAGAGGGAGCACAUAAGAGAGAAAUUUGUCGCUGAUCUGCAGAGAGAUUUUGCAGGGAAAGGCCUCACGUUCUCGAUAGGGGGUCAGAUCAGCUUUGACGUGUUCCCAGAGGGCUGGGAUAAGCGGUAUUGCUUGGGGAUUGUGAGCAACGACGGUUUCAAAAAGAUCUACUUUUUUGGAGAUAAGACCAUGCCGGGGGGGAACGACUUUGAGAUUUACACGGAUCCCAGAACCAUCGGCCACAGCGUCACGUCCCCUGAGCAGACCAGGCAGAUCUGCGAGGGACUGUUCUUUAACUAAAGGGAGGGACUCGU